This is a messenger RNA of Centruroides sculpturatus (bark scorpion), 1982 nucleotides long. RefSeq names its product nucleoside diphosphate-linked moiety X motif 19-like. NCBI's taxonomy places the organism in Eukaryota, Metazoa, Arthropoda, Arachnida, Scorpiones, Buthidae. Gene Ontology annotation, cellular component: mitochondrion. The coding region runs from base 224 to 1384 and encodes 386 amino acids. The transcript has 4 exons. The record is from RefSeq and is a predicted model, not a curated record. Gene Ontology annotation, molecular function: hydrolase activity, acting on acid anhydrides, in phosphorus-containing anhydrides.
UUAAAAAUAUUCAUUCAUCCGAGAAGCAAAAGUGUAUUCUGACAUCAUAAAAGCUAGUAACAACCAAUAGACAGUUUAAUACGCAACCGUGACGUCAGACUUACUACCUGUGACCCGAUGAUAAGUCGAAAAGGAAAGACUCGUUAUUUCAGUUCCUUAUUCAGAAGAUAUACGAACAAAUUGUCACCAUGGUCUUUAAUAUUAACUGAAGUUUAUACAGAUAAUGGAGAAAAUUCCUCCUUGGAAGGAGGCUGCAACGCUCAUAAUUGCAGCAAGGGUAACCUUGAAAGAAUUGGUGGGAGUUAGUUUAGCUAACGCUUUAUCGUCCAGUAAAUCUACGACAGGACAAUCGAGAUGCGAUUAUAGGUUAUUAAUGGUGAAAAGAAGCAAUUUGAGCUCCUUUAUGGCUAAUGCAUUUGUAUUUCCUGGAGGAAAGGCAGAGAUCAAGGAUUAUUCUCCCAAGUGGUGGGAAGUUUUUUCUCGACAAGGAAUUACAAAGCAAGAUAUAGAGAAAUUUUGUUCCAAAGUUACUGGUCCCAGACCAGAUAUGAUAAUUAAAUCCUCAACUUUAAAAUAUUCUAAUAUAAAAAACACAGAAAAUUAUCUACCUCCCGAUGUUGCUUUACGAAUAUCCGCUAUUAGAGAAACAUUUGAAGAGACUGGUAUUUCUAUUUUAACGAGAUCUUCUAUUAGAAGCGACGAUGAUUCCUCUUCAAUUUUAGAUGGUAUCGAUAUUAAAGGAUGGAGAGAUAAAAUACGGAAAGAUCCAUUAAGUUUUGUUGAUUUUUGUCUAGAAACCAACGUCUGUCCAGAUAUUUGGACUCUUCACGAAUGGUGGGAUUGGUUGACCCCUACUUCGGUUGGGCACAAAAGAUACGAUACUAUGUUUUAUAUAUGUUGUAUGGAUAAACAGCCUUCAGUAGUAUUAGAUCAAAAUGAAGUUAUUACUUUUAGGUGGGGAACGCCAGAAGAAUUUCUGGAAGAACAUUGCGUGAACGCCGCUUUUCUCGCUCCUCCACAAGUUUAUGAAUUAUCUCGGCUAAUCCAUUUUAAAAAUUACCAAAUGCUACAGAAAUUUGUUCGAUAUCGUUCUGUCAAAGGCGUGGAAAGAUGGCUUCCAGUUUUGUGUUCAUGUAAAGAUGGUGCACUUUCUCUUUUACCAGGAGAUGACAUGUAUCCAAAGAAACCUGAUUACAUAGGUAAAGCUCCGGGUAAAGACCUCCCCAAAACAGUAGAAGAACUAAGACAAAGUUGUCAACAGUUGCACAGAAUGGAGAUAUGUGGACCUUCCUGUACAACUUACAGUAACAUUAUUCCUCAAUGUAGUCAUCUCCAGCCUAAAACUUAUCGACCAUCUCAACCUAUUGUGCAAUCUUUUCUUUAAUUAUUUCUAUUUGAUUAUUUUUAAACAACAUUUUCAAACAGUUUCAGGCUAAUGCUACUAUUAAAUAUACAGUAUCGUAUUUUAUGGCAUAUAAGAUGAACCGGUACGUCUUAUAUACUAUAAAAUAAAUAUUUUCUCUAAAUAAAUAUUUUGUGUUUUUAAGAAGUUAUUUCCGUGCCUUUGGCACUAUAUUCUAAUUUUAAAAAAGUAACAAUAAUAAAUAAUAUAAUAAUACUUUUAAUUAAUUAAACAAAAACAAGUUUCUAUUCAAGAGUUGAGCUAGGUAGAUGUUAUCUCUAGCUUAUUGAAGGCCGUUUGGUAAAUUUAUGAAUAUUAACUUCAUAUAUAAUACCAAAAAUUAUUUUUGAAUAAAAGUUGCGAUUUAUAUGCCGUAAAAUACAGUAAUUAGGCUAUAUGUCAUCCGCAUAUUUCAAAAUCCAAUUUAAAUUUAUGUAAUUAUAAAAAAUUACAAAUGAGCGAUAUCAAAUAUUAAGUAAAAUUUUCCCGGAAACAUGUCUUUUAGCAUACAUUACAUUUAUUGGGUCUGAUUUUGCUGGAAUAUUUAAAUAUCAAAUUAUAAUUAAUUGUUAAAAAUAAA